AUGGCCAAGUGUCAAAGAAACGACGUUGGAUCUGUAGUUUUUGACCGAGUCUCCACUUCCACUGCCGCCGCCGGCCAUUUCCGUCUCUGUACUUCCUUCUCCACUGCUUCAUUCCGUAGGAAAUUUUUUGAUGCUGUAAGUUGUGGUGGAAGUUCACGCUAUCGCUAUCACCACGACGGCGAUGGUACCGUUUCCUCGGCGAUUAGGUCGAUGUCCGAGAUUGUGAAGGAACAGGAGGAAGUGAGACCGAAACGGUCCAAUGCCAAGUCGGAGAAGCUAUUCGAUCUUCUUAGACUGGAGUCGUCGCCGGAAUCGGAGCCGGAGUCAAAGAAGAAGGAGGAGGUGCUGGAAGAGUUCAAAUGCGUAGUGAAAAAAUUGCAGGAUGAAAAUUUGGCGGAGAGGAGAACGGCUGCAAGUCGAGUAAGGUUGCUUGCAAAAGAGGAUGCAGAAGCGAGAGGAAUGCUUGCAAUGCUGGGAGCCAUUCCGCCGCUAGUUGAAAUGCUUGAUUUGGAAGACGAUGAAUCUAAGAUCGCCUCGCUCUAUGCAUUGCUCAAUCUUGGAAUCGGAAACGAUUUGAACAAGGCGGCCAUUGUUAAAGCGGGUACUGUACACAAAAUGCUUAAGCUGAUCGAAUCUGAUAAUUCCCCAAAUCCAUCUGUUUCAGAAGCCAUUGUUGCGAAUUUCCUCGGGUUGAGUGCAUUAGAUACCAACAAACUGGUAAUUGGGUCAUCGGGUGCAAUUCCAUUCUUGGUAAAGAACUUACACGACCCAGAUCAUAAAAGUAGUUCGCAAGUCAAGCAAGACGCUCUACGUGCGCUUUAUAACGUCUCUAUUUUUCCGUCCAAUGUUCCAUUUAUCUUAGAAACUAAGUUGAUCCCAUUUCUUCUAAACGCGUUGGGAGACAUGGAAGUAAGUGAAAGAGCCCUCUCAGUUCUAAGCAAUGUGGUAUCAACCCCAGAAGGUCGAAAGGCCAUAAGCACUUUCCCUAAUUCAUUUCCAAUACUCAUUGAUGUCUUGAAUUGGGCUGAUUCUCCUGGCAGUCAAGAGAAAGCAUCCUACAUUUUGAUGGUUAUGGCGCACAAAUCUUACCGUGAUAAACAGGCAAUGAUUGAAGCUGGGAUUUCAUCAGCUUUGUUGGAACUAACUCUUUUGGGCAGUACAUUGGCUCAGAAGAGGGCCUCUAGGAUUUUGGAGUGUUUGAGGGUUGAUAAAGGAAAACACAUCCCUGAUCAUUUUGGGGGAAAUUCUUCUGCUCCAAUUUGUGGUUCUUCUUCAUCUUCUUUUACUAAUCCAAUUCUAGGUUCUGCUGAAGGUUUGGAAGGAUUGGAUGAUUUGGUGAGUGAAGAGAAGAAGGCUGUGAAGCAAUUGGUGCGGCAGAGUUUGCAAAACAACAUGAGGAGAAUUGUGAAGAGAGCCAAUUUGCCUCAGGAUUUUGUGCCUUCUGAUCAUUUCAAGUCGCUCACGUCAAGCUCCACUUCGAAGAGCUUGCCAUUUUGAAUGCUCAACUACAGGGAGUCGUGGUGUUAUUGAAGAUUCUCAAUUCUUUGGAUCUCUAAAACUGCAAUGGAUAGACUUUACUUCUUGCAAUUAACCGCAUCAACGUGGGUUUGUCUUCUUCUGCUCUGUUUAUAUUUGAAUAUAUGGUUAUAUUAUAACUUUUAAGUAUGUAAAGUUUAGGGUUGUAUUGAUUUAGCUUCUCAUUUUAAAGGGUUUGAAUAGGUAUCUGAGCUAAACUCUCCAUUUUAUUUCUGGUUGACUAGAGAGUGAACAUGAUGUUGACUUAAAAGAUUAGGGUAGGUGAAAUCUAUAGUAUAUUAUUGAAUAAUUUGUUCUAUUCAACACUAGAAUACAAAUUUUUUGUUCAAUUUUA
Messenger RNA from Cucurbita moschata (crookneck pumpkin), 1870 nucleotides. RefSeq names its product U-box domain-containing protein 12-like. Gene Ontology annotation, molecular function: protein binding. The coding region runs from base 1 to 1497 and encodes 498 amino acids. The transcript has 3 exons. The record is from RefSeq and is a predicted model, not a curated record. Lineage: Eukaryota; Viridiplantae; Streptophyta; Magnoliopsida; Cucurbitales; Cucurbitaceae.